Messenger RNA from Megachile rotundata (alfalfa leafcutting bee), 1933 nucleotides. RefSeq names its product tubulin epsilon chain. Lineage: Eukaryota; Metazoa; Arthropoda; Insecta; Hymenoptera; Megachilidae. Gene Ontology annotation, molecular function: GTP binding. Gene Ontology annotation, cellular component: microtubule. Gene Ontology annotation, biological process: microtubule-based process. The record is from RefSeq and is a predicted model, not a curated record.
AAAAUUUGUAAUCGGCCCGGUUUACAUUGCUCUUAUAACGAAAGUAUGAGAGAGACAGCCAUUUUCCUGUCUUCUUUGUUCCUAAGGGAAAUAUUCCUCCUUGAUUAUUGUAAACCUGAUCUCAGAAAUAGAGAAGUAGCGCGAAUGUAUUCUGAUUUGAAAACACGGUUUUUAACCUUCCACGCUUUGAGUACCGGUAUGAAACGGAUGCAGAAGAUAGCAAUAAUUGUAAAACCUUAAUGAGCCAGUUUAUCACGAUUCAAGUCGGACAAUGUGGAAAUCAAAUCGGUUCGGCAUUUUGGCCCCUAGCAUUGCACGAGUAUGGUAUAGAAACUGCAAAUACUGGCGUGAACUUACUUAAAAUACAGCGAAACUACGUUAAAAAUAUAGAUGAUCUGUCAGAUGCGUUUCAUAGCUUCUUUGUUAUACCAGAUAAUUCUCAUGAUUUUUGUUUCAAAACUGUGAAUGAUCUGAGGAGAGCUAAAGUCAAAGCUAGGGCAAUAAUGAUAGAUAUGGAAGAUAGUGUAAUAGGAUCACAAAGAAAAGGUCCCUUGCGUGAUUUGUUUGAUCAAAAAUGCAUAGUGACUAAUUACCCAGGCUCUGCAAAUAACUGGGCCAUGGGUCAUUAUACUUAUGGUAAUGAGUAUUAUGAAAGAUUAGAAGAUACCAUACGACUGUCAGUAGAAAAAUGUUCAAGGCUACAUGGUUUUCUACUUAUGCAUUCAGUUGGAGGUGGUACUGGUUCUGGCUUAGGAACAGCCAUUUUAAAAUUACUAGCUGAUAACUAUCCUGUGAUAGAUAGAUUAGUAUCUUGUAUAUAUCCAACAGUCAUGCAAGAUGUUGUAACAGCACCUUAUAAUGCAUUGUUAGCCACGCAAGAGCUUAUAGAAUAUGCAACAUGUGUGUUUCCUAUUGAAAACACAUCCCUGUUGGAUAUAUGCGAUGCACAGUUGAAAAAGAAAGAGAACAUAGAUCAGAUAAACUACAAUAUUUCGUGUAAGCCCUUCCAAGACAUGAACAGUAUCAUUGUAAAUAUGCUUCUUCAUUUAACUAGUGGGUCCAGAUUUCCUGGUAGCUUAAAUAUGGAUAUGAAUGAGAUAGCAACAAAUCUCGUAGCCUAUCCGAAAUUACAUUACAUAUUUAGCAGCGUUAGUCCGGCAACACUAACCGCUUCAACAAUGUGCACUCUGAAAGGAGCAAAACUACUGGAUGAAUUAUUUAGUAAUGCCUGGUCACGAAGCAAUCAGUUGAUCAAAGUAGAUCCGCUACAACUCGGUUCUAAGAUAUUGAGUGGUGCACAUAUUGCCAGAGGAAACUGUUUUAUAAGCGAUUUAAAACGAAACGUCGAAAGGUUUCAACGAAAAAUUACGUGCACGGAAUGGAGCAGAGAAGCUAUGAAAAUAGGUUUGUGCUCAGUACCUCCUGCUGGACAUUCAACCUCGUUGUUGUGCCUUUUAAACUCUACCUCGAUGCAUUUGUUAUUUAAAAAUGUAAUAAAACAAUUUGUUACAUUAUACAAAAGAAAGGCACACGUAUAUCACUACACGCAAGUACGUGGUUUCGAAGAAGCACAUUUUGUCGAUAGCCAAGAGAUCGUGUUAAACUUAAUUGCUCAAUAUACAGAAUUGCAGAAUCAGAUAGGACCGAAAAUCUCACGAUUACAAAUUAUUUAACCUCGCGAUUGUUAGUAAACUCUAAAUUAUACAAAUUUAUUUAUUAAUCCGAUAUAUACAUUAACAACUUAAACAAAACGGAAUAAAAAUAGUACAUCUAUCGGCAACAAUGAAUUAUUGCAUUAGCCAUUGAGAGACCCGCAAUUUGCAUAAAUAUAUGACUGGUUUGAAAAAUUUUGUUGGUUGCUUCGAAAAGUAUCUACGAACAUAGCAUUUCGAAAAGCUUUGCAAAGUCUCGUGGACCGAACUUCUUUGGGUAU